This is a messenger RNA of Lotus japonicus, 543 nucleotides long. Its product is annotated as heavy metal-associated isoprenylated plant protein 19-like. Gene Ontology annotation, molecular function: metal ion binding. The record is from RefSeq and is a predicted model, not a curated record. Bases 129 to 521 code for a protein of 130 amino acids. Lineage: Eukaryota; Viridiplantae; Streptophyta; Magnoliopsida; Fabales; Fabaceae. The transcript has 2 exons.
ACACAAGUAUUAACCGUUGUAACUAACUGUUCCCCUUGCAAUCAACCGUAAAAACCUUUACCCACAAUUAAUAUUUUCUGAAAUUUCUAUCUUUCAUUUUGUAAUUGCAGUGUCACGUUCAGGCUUCAAUGGGGAAGGACAAAAAAGCAGAACCAAACAAAUUAAUAGUUGUGGAAUUCAAGGUUUCACUGCACUGCAACGCUUGUGAGAGAACCGUUGCCAAAGCCCUCUCCAAGUGCAAAGGAGUGGAAAAGUUCAUCACAGACAUGAACAAACAUCAGGUUGUGGUGACCGGUCGGAUUGAUCCGGAAAAAGUACUGAAGAAAUUGAAGAAGAAGACAGGGAAGAAAGUGGAGAUUUUGUCUAAAAAGGAUGAUGAGACAAACGAUGAAUCUCAUGAAUCGAAUAAACUUGUUAUAAUGCAACAGUUUAGGCCUGAAAAUGAUCAAUAUUGUUGUAUUAAGAAUGAAGACUUGAUGCUGUUCAGCGAUGAGAACCCAAAUGCAUGUGUCCUAAUGUAGAUUUUAACUAGUAAUUAGUUAA